AUGGAACCCGCACUUCCGUCAACCACCUCUGUCAAAUAUGGCAAGGUAUCCCUUGAACAAGUCACACAGCUCCUCCUUGGCCUCCUUGGCCAAGUCAAACGCCUUGAGCAAGAAAUUGCCAAAAUCAAGGAAGCUGGAAUCAAGACCCAGACAAACGUCAAGAACAUCUCUCAAACCGUUGAUGUUGUCAAGGAUGGGCUUAGGUCCCUUCAAUCCCAUGGUCCCUGCACACCCAAAGGACCCCAAGCCAAGGUUGUGGAAGAAACGCCACGCCCCUUACCAAAAGCCAAGCCUAUUGGAUUGGCUAGUGGGGCCCCCUUCUGGUCAGAAGCAUCCAAGGCCCUCCCCAGCCUGGCUCAGCCAACCCCAAGAAGAGCCGCUCCCCCGCAAGUCCCAUCUCCCCCUCCAUCUCCACAUCUCCAAUCCCCGAUCAGGACAACUGCCCCUCCACCUCCAGCUCCAGUCGCCGCCUAUCCCGCUCCGGUCAAGGUUGACCACCCCAAUGCCUACACAGGCAAAAUAGGGAGCAAAGCCAAGCAAUGGCUGACCCGGAUGCUAGCCUGGACCCGCCUCAAUUUGCGGAUGUUCCCCACCAACCAAGAGGUUCUCUCCUUCCUCUUGAUGAACAUGAAGGACUCUGCCGGAGCUUGGGCCCACCCACACCUUGACCAGCUUGGAUCACACCGGGCCAUCAUCCAAACCGUUGAGGAAUUUAAAACGGAAUUCCUGGCAGCAUUUGGCAACCCUGACGCCACAAGGGCUGCCAAGCGGAAAAUUACCACCCUCACCCAGUCCGGCACAUGCGCAGACUAUAUCACAAAGUUCAGAACCUUAGCUAUGGAACUGGACUGGAAUGACGUGGCCCUCCAAGGUCAAUUUGCCCAAGGCCUCCACUGGGAGGUUAGCCAACAGAUAGCAACCCGCAAGCACCGCCCUCAUACACUCCUUGAGCUGCAAAAUGCAGCACUCAUCAUUGACAACGCUCUCCGCAAAGAGCGUGCUAGCCACCCGCCAAGGGACAGUAAGCCUAGCAAACCAUCCAACCCCGCAAGGGGGACGAGUACUGGUCAGCCAACUACCGGAUCAAGGAAGCUCUCCAACAACCCCAACUUUGUAUUGGAGGAAGAACAAAACCGCCGCUGCGCCGCUGGCGCCUGUAUCAAAUGCAGAAAAAUGGGCCACAAGUUUGCGGAAUGCCGCAUGGGCUGGAAAGCCACCCCUAUUGAGGAUAAGGGGAAGGCUAAGGAAACCGCCAAAAUUGGCAAGGACUCCAAGUACCAUCAAUAUGCUAAAGUAUUUGGAGAAGAAGAAUUCAACAAACUUCCUCCCCACAGGCACUACAACAUUGGCAUAGUGUCGUAG
Molecule: messenger RNA, 1362 nt
Organism: Rhizoctonia solani
Lineage: Eukaryota; Fungi; Basidiomycota; Agaricomycetes; Cantharellales; Ceratobasidiaceae
Product: Retrotransposon gag protein
Exons: 1
Coding region: 1-1362 (453 amino acids)
Source: RefSeq, a predicted model, not a curated record